GGGAUCACAUCGUGCUUGUCGGCCAUAUUCCGUUUUCUGUAUUGUCAACCCUAUCCUGUAAAAUUGUGUCAAUUCUUUUGGCGGUAGCGCAAUAGAUGCUGUCAUAAUGACGUUAACUUUUUCUUUCUGCAAUGACCAAAAAAGAUGACAGUGUUAUUGUUGUAAAGCUGCAACAAAAAGAUUUAAUUCGUAAGGGUGUGAUUUGGUGUUCUGCAAAAUGAGUACUUGCGUGGACUCUUUGUCUCUAGCUCUUGGGCAAAUUAGCUUUGCAGUUAGCGAUUUAACAAAGAAAAAUUAUAAAGCGACUUUGAAGGAAAUACACGAGCUGAUUGAAAAGCAUGGUUAUGAAGCAGAGCGCCACUUAUUUCGUUGUUUAUUUUCAUUCAUUGACUUUGCUGGUGAUGGCAAAAAUAAUGGCAAGGACUUUCUGCAGUGCCAGUUCCUGAUUCAAGAAUGCCAGAUGCUUGUUUCAAAACCCAACUUUUCCUCCAUUCUGUGUUAUGCCAUUGAAACACCGGAGCACAAGCAGCGCACCUUGAGACCUUCUGCUCAAUUGCUUCCGAAUAUCAGCAGAGUUUUGAAGCUAAACAAAGUGCAAGAGGUGAUCUUUGGGCUGAGUCUUUUGAGUUCCUCAAAUGAAGAGUUAAAAAACCAUGCUGGCCAGUUUGUGAAGCACAAGUUGCCUGAUCUUCUGAGGUCAUACAUAGAUGCUGAUGUUGGUGGUGUUCAGGAAGGAGGCCUCACUGACGUCGCCAUAGAAGUGUUGCAUCGUCUUCUGUCGCACGUGAUCCAUGGCGCAAGGGAUCAGGUUGGAGUAGGAGAUGACCAAGUGUCAGCCUUCAUGGAAACACUGAGAAAAGAUUUUCCCAAAGAACGUGUGCCUGUUGUUCUUGCACCACUGCUUUAUCCAGAAACCCAGGAUAUUUCACCAGAAAACUUAAUUCCAGAGCCUUCGACUCCUUCAAAAAUAGUGAUGGAAGAUGAAUUGGCUGAUCUUAUGCAAGAAAUAGGGUAUUCUAGUUGCUCAAGUUUUGAAGAGUGUCGAAGUACCCUAGCUCAGUUUGGUGUUCAAGACAUCACUCCAGCUGCAGUGGCUAGAGUUCUUGGUAUGAUGGUUAAAACUGUGUUUGGCCUUGGUGAACAUGUUAAUAUACAGAAUUAUGGAACUAGUUCAGUUUCUUUGGACAAACUGGGACUCAGUGAGCUAACUCCAGGGCCAGUUACAUGGAAUGUGGAAGUUUUUGUCCAGGCUUUGAAGGAAUUGAUUCCUUUAUUAAGUUGGCGUCAAGUGAUUCAGGAGUUGGACUACCCUGAGUUUCAUGUUGCAACUCGUGAAGGGCUUCAGUUGCUAUUUACAGCCUGUCACAGGGGAUUGAUGGAGAUUUUUCCAGUGGAUGUUCUCUACAGGACAUGGACUAACACUGAAGGCCAGCUUUCCUGGAUCCAACAAAUCUUGUCCAGUCCAGAUUUGUUCUGUUUUGCUGACUACCCUUGUCACACAGUAGUGAUAGACUUGCUGAAAACAGCACCAGAAGAUGAUAACAGAGAAAUUGCCACAUGGAAAUCUCUCAACCUCUCAGAAACCCUUUUAAGGUUAGCAGAAGCUGGUCAUUAUGAGACAGUGAAAUCCUUGUUCAGUUUUCCUCUUAAGCAAUGCCCUGAUGUGCUGCUACUUGCUUUACUGCAGAUCAAUCCUCUGUGGCAUUCAUUACGGAAUGAGCUUGUGUCACAACUCAUCCCUGUGUUCUUGGCCAACCAUCCCAACUCUGGCAGUGUUUUACAUUAUGUGUGGCAUGGACAGGGUCAGUCAGCAUCAAUUCGUCAACUUGUGAUGCAGGCCAUGGCAGAAUGGUAUGUGAAAGGAGACAUGGACCAAGGAAGACUGUCCAGAAUCUUAGAUGUUGCUCAAGACCUUAAGUCUUUUUUUGUUUUCCAGCUUGAUCCAUUGACAGGACUGAACAUUCCCUCAUCCUCACUGCCACCCACACCAGCCACACCGACGACCCAGCUACCCUCCUUCCCACCCCAUCCUCUCACUGGCACUGUACUGGGACCAUCAAACAACCUAGGAGCUGUUGGUAGCAUAGGCUCAGGUCUGUCACAGGCAGUACAGAAGCCACAAUCUCAGCUCGGACAGCUUCCUCUUACCAUGCCAGCCACUUCAAGUUCUGGUAUGCAGUCGCCAAGUUUCAGCUCCUCUCAGAACCCCUUGUUGCAACAAUUUCACCAAGCAAGUGGGCUAGGACAAUCACUUGGUGGAUCAGCAAUGGACAAUGCUAGGUUAUUGGCUGGUCUUGGCAUUCACAAACAGCUUGGGGGCUCUUUAUUGCAACAGCAACAACAACAGCAACAGCAAACAGCACUCUUGUCCCAGUCUAGGAAUCAAGCUGACAAACUGCGUCAAGCUUCCACAGCAGAUGUAUCUCAAGUGUGGCCAGGUAUGGACCAGUCAUUUACAAAAGAGGUGGAAGAUGAGGCAAACUCGUACUUCCAGAGGAUUUACAAUCACCCACCAAAUCCCACUAUCAGUAUUGAUGAGGUGCUGGAGAUGCUGAAGAAAUUCAAAGAUUCACCUGUAAAAAAGGAGAGGGACAUAUUUCUGUGCAUGCUUCGUAACUUGUUCGAAGAGUACAGAUUCUUUCCUCAGUAUCCAGACAAAGAGCUUCAUACAACUGCUUGCCUAUUUGGUGGUAUCAUUGAACAGGGACUUGUUACAUACAUGGCCCUUGGAAUUGCCCUGCGGUACGUUUUAGAAGCUUUGAGAAAACCCUUUGGAUCCAAGAUGUACAUGUUUGGAAUAGCUGCACUGGAUAGAUUCAAGACAAGGCUCAAAGAUUAUCCACACUACUGUCAGCAUCUUGCUUCAAUCCCUCAUUUCAUGGAGUUUCCACCAUCCUUGAUAGAGUACAUUGAAUAUGGUCAACAAUCCAGGGAACCAAUUCUAGGUGGCAGAAAUAUUCAGGACCCUCUGACAUCACGAUUGCUGAACCGAGCUACGCCAACUCUGACAAGUGUAUCAGGUACCUCAACCUUCACCAGCACGGCAGUGAGCAGACCUGUCCCACUUGGGCCUUCUAUUCCAUCCAUUCCAUUGGGUCCAAGCUCCGUGCCUGCCUUGGGUUCAUCAUUACCUCUGGUUCCUACUGUCACCUCCAACAGUACUGCAGUGUCGUCUGCCAAAACCACCACGACAACAGAUGUAGCAGCAUCGCCUGUGAGAGGCAAGGAACCAUCCAUCGCUACUGCCAACAAUAUUGACACAUUGUUAGGUGCGACGGAAUCCAGUGAGAUAGUUCAACCACCAGAAGCUGUUCAAGAUAAAAUACACUUCAUCUUCAACAACAUUUCUUCAACGAAUCUACAGCAAAAGGCUGAAGAAUUAAAAAGUCACAUCCAAAAUGAGCACAUCAUGUGGGUGACACAGUAUCUUGUCAUGAAGAGGGCCAGUAUUGAACCUAACUUUCACCAGCUGUACCUAGAGUUCAUGGAAUCACUAGAGCUGACAAACUUUGCAAGAGAAGUGAUGAAGGAAACCUACAGAAAUAUCAAGGUGUUAUUGCAAUCUGACAAAGUUCCAGCGAACUUCUCUGAUCGCUCAUUGUUGAAGAACCUUGGUCACUGGCUGGGACUGCAGACAUUGGCAAGGAACAAGCCGAUCCUUAUGAAGGAUCUUGAUUUGAAGUCACUUAUUAUUGAAGCUUACUUCAAAGGGCAGCAGGAGAUGCUGUAUGUUGUUCCAUUUGUUGCUAAAGUAAUAGAAUCAUCAGCUAAGAGUAAAGUGUUCAAGCCACCCAACCCUUGGGUCAUGGCUAUCAUGGCUGUGUUAGUUGAGCUGCAUCAAGUGCCUGACCUGAAGUUGAAUCUCAAAUUUGAAGUUGAAGUCCUGUGCAAUACACUGUCACUUGAGAUGAAGGAAAUCAAAGCAUCUGAACUGUUGAAGGAUCCAGAAAAACUGAAGCACAUUCCUCACCAGUUAUCUUCCCCAGAGAAAGACAAGCAACCAGCUGUCAGCAGCAGCUCCACCCCUACCCCCACAGCAUCCUCCCAACAAGGACAGCCUCCCGUGGCACCUCCACCCCCUCAGUAUUCGUAUCAAGAAAUCAAUGUAGCUUCUCUAGCUGGAUUGGCACCUCACAUUCAAGUCAAUUCACAGAUCCCACUGUUUCAACAACAUCCUCAUCUGAAGCAGUUUGUGCGUCCAGCUAUUGAGAGAGCUGUACAAGAACUUGUUCAUCCUGUAGUUGAGAGAUCCAUUAAGAUUUGCCUUACCACAGCAGAGAUGAUUGUGAAAAAGGACUUUGCCCUGGAUCCUGAAGAGUCCCGUAUGAGAGCAGCUGCUCAUCACAUGGUACGCUUCAUGACAGCUGGCAUGGCGCUGAUCACGUGCAGAGAACCGCUUCUAAUCAGCAUCAACAACAAUCUAAGAUCGAACUUCCUGGCCGCUCUCAGGGGUGCAAACCCGCAGCAGAAGGAUAUGAUUGAACAAGCUGCAUCAGUUAUCAGUGAGGAUAACACAGAACUGGCUUGCGCGUUCAUUCAGAAAACAGCUGUGGAAAAGGCGCUACCUGAGAUGGACAAACGUCUGACUACAGAGUUUGAUGUUCGUCGCCAUGCCCGCAGUGAAGGACGGCGGUACUGUGAUCCAGUGGUGUUAACAUACCAAGCAGAGCGCAUGCCUGAACAGAUCCGGUUGAAGGUUGGUGGUGUGAAUGCCAGCCAGACAGCUGUGUAUGAGGAAUUUGCUCGCAGUAUUCCUGGCUUCCAGCCACCAGCUACAGGGGAGGCUAUCACCACCCCACCCCUGCCAAAACCAGUCCAGUAUGAACAUGGAAUACUGGGCAAUGCUGAGGCCUUCAUGCCUGAGGAAGUGGUACAGAUUCUCAGCAAGUGCGCAGCAGAAAUUGAACAGCAUCUUCACGCUAUCAUCGCACCUCCUACCAACCAACAUGUCGUCACAAUACACAGUCUGCUGGACGCUGUAGUGCAGGCGCGCAUAUCAAGAGACAACAUGGCUGCCUUGAGACUAUUACACAAGGCUGUUGAAGGUCUCCUUGAAGGGGUUGGCCCACUGGCUAGUGAUGCUGAGCUCUCGUUGAGAUAUCGUGAUUGUCACCUGAUAGUACUGAGAGGACUACAGGACCCGAGGGGAUACGGACCCAUGUGGACCGCCAGACACGUGACCAAGUUCGUGUGUGAUUGUCCACCCGAGCUGAAGUUUAACGUGGACGCCAUUGACAUUAUGAUUCGCAGUCAUUUGCUCAACAUGAGAGAAUUUGAUCUUCACCUCGUACAGUGUAUAGACAACGGGCACAAUCUGCAGGCGCUUCACUUUGCCAUCCAGCUUGCUAAAUACGUGACUGACGAAAAACACAGUCCACAUGUCACAGAGAAUGAUCUUUAUCACACCAUUGAAGCUCUGACGAGAAUAGCUCACAGCAGGCAGAAUUCUGAAGGUUUGUCGUCGUUAUUGGAAGCCACACACAAUGGUCCUGUGUCGCAGUCUGUUGGUGCACACCAUGAAAUGGGUGACAACAAGGCGCCUGGAGGGCCCACAUCUCUGACGUCAGGGGUGUCCUCAGGCGUCAGCAGCACGUUCCAUGGUUACGAGGAUCCACCUGGUUUGCACGAGAAGGUUGAGUACUUGUUGAGAGAAUGGGUUCGGCUGUGCCACCAGCCUGGAGCCGGAAAAGAAAGCGAAAAGGCCUUCUCAACCUUCGUUGCUCUGCUUCACCAGCAGGGAAUUCUUCGAACGGAUGAUCUGAUCACGAGGUUUUUCCGCAUCAGCACGGAGUUGUGUGUGGAGGUUUCAUACAGAGCUUUGGGAGAUCACCCCAACAGUCCAACCAUGGCACGUGCUAAGUGUUAUAACACCCUGGAUGCGUAUUGUCGGUUAAUAGCUCUUCUGGUGCGUCACUCAGGAGAUGCCUCUAAUAACGUGACAAAGAUUAAUCUCCUCAGUAGGGUCCUUGGUACAGUCGCCACCGUGUUGUUUCAAGAUCACGAGAUUCGUCACACGGAGUUUCAACAGCUGCCUUAUCACCGAAUAUUUAUUAUGCUGCUGGUGGAGCUCAACCAACCAGAACCCAUCCUAGAAGCCAUUAACUUCCAGGUCCUACAGACAUUUAGCACUGUGUUCCAUGCCCUUCGGCCUUCCCGUGCAUCAGGGUUCGCGUACGCCUGGCUCGAGCUGAUCUCGCAUCGUCUCCUGAUGUCCAAGCUUCUACUGAACACACCUCAACAGAAGGGCUGGGUUUUGUUUCAACAGCUGUUGAUCGACCUGUUCAAGUUUUUGGCUCCAUUCCUGAGGAACGCAGAGCUGGCUAAACAGACACAUUUGCUUUACAAGGUUAGUAGCAGUCUUGCACAUUUAAUGUUCUCUCUGUUUUAUCAGGUAUCUAAUGAACCUGGAACACGGUACAACGUGCCUCUGAUGAACGCGUUAGUUCUGUACGUCGGCACACAGGCCAUCACCUACAUACACAGCAAGAGCGGCACCCCCUCCAUGUCGACCAUCACUCAUUCGUCUCACAUGGACAUCUUCCAGAACUUGGCUGUGGACCUGGAUACUGAAGGGCGAUACCUGUUCCUGAAUGCAAUUGCAAACCAGUUACGCUAUCCAAAUAGCCACACGCAUUACUUCAGCUGUGUUCUGCUGUACCUGUUUGCGGAAGCCAACACAGAAGCCAUUCAGGAACAGAUCACAAGGGUUUUGUUAGAGCGACUGAUUGUGAACAGGCCUCAUCCGUGGGGUCUUCUCAUCACCUUUAUCGAGCUUAUCAAGAAUCAUCAAUACAAGUUUUGGACGCACGAGUUCGUCCACUGCGCUCCUGAGAUUGAAAAGUUGUUCGAGUCUGUUGCACGGAGCUGUAUGCAACAGAAACAGGCGCCUCCCAGAGAAACCACUGAAAGCAGAGAGUAAAGACACUUGUAUCUUAUUGUAAAAUUUGUACAUGAAACGACGCUGAACGCCAGUAAACAGACGCAGUCAAGUACUUCAAUUUAGCUGUUAGACUGUUAUGAAAAAUUUUUGCUGAAUUUAUAAUUUUUUAUCGUGGAAUAAACGAACGCCUUGGAGUGCAUUCUGA
Molecule: messenger RNA, 7085 nt
Organism: Orbicella faveolata
Lineage: Eukaryota; Metazoa; Cnidaria; Anthozoa; Scleractinia; Merulinidae
Product: CCR4-NOT transcription complex subunit 1-like
Biological process (GO): negative regulation of translation; nuclear-transcribed mRNA catabolic process, deadenylation-dependent decay
Cellular component (GO): P-body; CCR4-NOT core complex
Molecular function (GO): molecular adaptor activity
Source: RefSeq, a predicted model, not a curated record